AUGACGAUCGGCGGCGCCGACGACGGCGCCGGCAUCGGAGCGAAGAAGCAGAGGGUGGAUGAGCAAGGGGACGGAAGCGAGGCCGUGGGUGCGGAUCCGAUCCCGGUGGACCGCAUCUCGGCGCUGCCGGACGACCUGCGGCGGCGCAUCCUGACGCACCUCGCCCUCAAGGAGGCCAUCCGCACAGGGGCACUCGCGCGCGGGUGGCGCGACCUGUGGGACCGCGGCUCCGUCGAGGUGUGCCUCCGCUCCCGCAACGACCCACGGAGGGAGCUGGGCGCGUUGGAGCAGGAGCCGCCACCGCGCCUCCGCAUGGACCGUUUCUCCCUCGUCGCCGAGACCUCCUGGCUCAAGUCCUCGGAGCUCAAGCGCUUCAUCAGGUACGCCGCAGAUUGCCGCGUCGAGGAUCUCCACGUCGAGACGAGGAAGAGCAGCAAGAACAAGCUCAACUUCCACCUGCCACUGUCGAGCCGGACCCUCGUGUGCCUCUCGCUCCGCCGCAUCAGCAUCUCCAACAUGUACUACAGGGGCGCCCGGCCGUUCCGCGCUCUCGAGGCAAUCCGGCUCUACUCAGUCUCCAUUAAGGUGGGUUUCACAACGAUGAUGGAGCUGUGCCCUAGCCUCGUCACUCUCGACCUGCGCGGCUGCGACAUCCGCUGUGACAUCCGCUGCGACCGCGGCACACGCUUAUUGUUAGUGCCGCGGACCGUCAAGAGUGUCACCGUUGCGGAGUGCGACGGGUAUUCCAAAAUGUGGCUGAUGCUCGCGCGUAACCUCCGCUCCUUCCGCUACAGUGGCGACGUCUGCCGCGGUCUCUUCUACCUUCCAUGGGAGGGCAGCGUGCUUGCUGAUCUCUAUAUUCGGUCUACCAACCUGCUAGUUGCAUCGUAUUCCUUGCCAAGUAAUGGUGUCACGUUGCCUAGUCGCAACUUAAACAGUUUGAGAGAGCUGCAACUGCUCAUGUUAGACAUGGAAGCUGUCAACCUAGCUGACCUCUACGUGUUCCCCAAGACCUGUCGAUGUCCUAAUCUGGAAAGGCUCUUUGUGCAGCUCCCGUCCUUCAGUAAUGAGCCCGUGGAAGGUCCUAUUGAUGAGGUGAGGGAAGAGCCACCUCAGGAUGGCUUUGACGACCUUGUGAUGGUAAAGGUCAUGAACUUCAAUUGGCGCCCUACUGAGGUGCAACUAAGUGUUAAUGCUCGCAAAGUAAAAAAUCAUGUAUUCCAGUUCCAAAAAAGCUUUGAGAACUUCCAUUAUUCUAGUGGUUUGGGAGAUAUGGAAAGAAAGAAAUCAAAGAGUGCUCUAGCACAAAGAGCUAUCUGCCAUUUUGCUCUUUGA
Molecule: messenger RNA, 1335 nt
Organism: Miscanthus lutarioriparius
Lineage: Eukaryota; Viridiplantae; Streptophyta; Magnoliopsida; Poales; Poaceae
Source: the annotation of a GenBank genome assembly